Messenger RNA from Tuber aestivum (summer truffle), 634 nucleotides. Lineage: Eukaryota; Fungi; Ascomycota; Pezizomycetes; Pezizales; Tuberaceae. The record is from the annotation of a GenBank genome assembly.
AUGCCGAACUUCAGCACCACAACCGAUGAGAAUAAGUCUGUCGCCGCGAUAAUUAUGAUAGGGACCCUGAAGCGGUACUUCGACUACAGACUGCGCACCGGAUGCAGAUUUCCUUCGGCAACCCUACUAGGCGAGAAAUCUGACUGGAAAGAAAUCCUCCACAAGGUUCAAUACCUACCAAAGUAUGGUCCCCAGCAGCCGAAUUGGCCCGCCUCCUAACGCCCAUCAUCCAACCCACGGUUUUAUCCUUCGCUCAGCCAGGCUCGUCGGAUAUCAAGAAUUUCUGGCUCCGGCCUGCCACGCCCCCGGGCAGCAUGGAUCCGUGAAUAAUAUCUGCAACAUAUCGGGUUGGAUAACCGCCUUCUGCUUCUUCAAGGAAACCGGUCAGCGGACCCCGGAAUACUCGGAUGAAGAGUUGGGUAGCUACGCCGAUUUGACUACCAUUGACCAGCAAAAGAGGCUGAUCCUAGGUGAUGUUGUCUACCCCAUCAUACACCCCUCCAGUAUCCCCAAAGGAGUCGUGUCCGUUUCUGUUGUUGUCGAGAACCACGAGACCGGGCUGGUGCACGAGACAACCAUGGUUGUGGGCUCUGUCUCAAUGACCCUGCAGCUGCAGAUGAUGGAAGGGGCUUGA